This is a messenger RNA of Gambusia affinis (western mosquitofish), 1161 nucleotides long. RefSeq lists its product as uncharacterized. The transcript is spliced from 2 exons. Gene Ontology annotation, cellular component: SCF ubiquitin ligase complex. The coding region runs from base 1 to 702 and encodes 233 amino acids. NCBI's taxonomy places the organism in Eukaryota, Metazoa, Chordata, Actinopteri, Cyprinodontiformes, Poeciliidae. The record is from RefSeq and is a predicted model, not a curated record. Gene Ontology annotation, biological process: SCF-dependent proteasomal ubiquitin-dependent protein catabolic process; protein polyubiquitination.
AUGAACUUUGAAGAGAGUAGCAGGAGAAAAUGGCACCUGGCAAACAGUGGUUGCUGUGUUCUCCAGCAGUCUAAGCUUAUAGAACAAACUUUCUUCUUUUCUUUGGUUUGGCAGGUGACCAGCUUUCAGGAGCUGCUCGGCAAACUCACCCACAGCUGCCCGCGAAUCUCCAAGAUGCGUUUACAUUUCGACUGGUCGGAUCUGUCUGUGUCCCUGCUCACCCGGUUCCAGCAGCUACGAACCCUCGAGCUCAAGUACUUCUGGGUCUUCAAACUAGUGACAUCCUCCACGCUCCAGACGCUUACCAAAUCCCUGCCCAACCUAAAGUCGCUGACUUUGCACAUCUUGGUGCCACUGAGGAACCUGGGGAUCUCGUACACGUUGGAAUCUGAGUCUCUGGAGUUCCUGGACGUCUCGCCCAGCCGCGGUUUGGUCUUCUCCUGCCUGAAGCUGCCGGCUCUGAGAGAACUUCGAGCUAAGAAGAUAGUGCGAGGAAUCACGCUGGAUCGUAGGACAAGGCUCCGGAUCCAGAGCAGGUGGCCUUGUCUGUACCAUGUUCUCCAGCAGGGGACGCCAAAGCUUCAGACCCUGAACAACGAGAGGCUCAUUCCUACUUGGAGGGAGAAGAGCUACGGGGAGCUGACCGCCAUCCUGGAACAGUCCUGCUACUGUGUGCAGCAUCUAGACAGCUGGCUGUGGUAGUCAGCUGACUGAGACCGAAGAUCCGUCUGUGUAUUGUAAAUUCCAGCCAAAGCAAAACACUGCUUUUACUCCCCACAUUGUUGCUUUUAGUCCAACAAACUGAUUCUGCAAGAGGACACAGAAGCUGCUUGUUGCUGCAGAUGAAAAAUAGGAUGUGACUGCAGGAUCCUCCCAGUUCCUAAACUGGAAUCUGCUCUUUGUGUAAAAACACACGUAGGUUUGAGGCAAUGAUAUCAGCACAGCGGCUUUGUAAUCAUUUGUUCGAUAAUCUGCAAAAAGCAACGGUGCUUCUUUCUAUCGGGCUCUGCUGCUGCACUGGUUAGCAAACGAGCAGAGCCACAAGUACAUGGAUCAGAACUGAAUGAAGAAUAAUAUCGCCAUUAUUUAGCUGGAAGCUUUCUGAACCUUUUGUUGUCAAGGAGAAGAACAGUGAAGAAUAAAGGCAAAAUAUUUUUAGGA